CUGCCGUCCGACUGUCCCAUCCUUCAUUGGCUGGGGCCCCCAAGCCACUCAACAAUACGUAGCGGUGACAAUAGAUAGCUGGGCUUUAGUUUUUCCACGAACGUUCUUUAUGCCACAAGGCUAAUCUAGAAUAUAUGGGAAGCUAUUUUUCUCUAUAGGCUGUAAGAUCGAUGUUCCGGUUAAACGGCAUACCGAUAUAGCUCUGAGCUAGCACAUUGCCACUCUGCCAAGUGAAUCCACUGAGCGGCACUUAUCUUCACACUUUCAGGAUGUGCGACAAGCCCCUUCACGUCCUAGCAGCCAACGUCACAGCGGCUUGUGCAAAGUUUCAGGCGGCCCUUGCCGACGGUGCACCUCAGUCCGUGAUGCCCUCUUCAGCGCCUCACCCCAGCGUGGCUGCGCUUGAAAUUCUACUUCGAGAGCAGCAACAGCUUGUAGCUCGGUUAAAAAGCGGUGAACAAAGCAACGUGCAAGCAGAAGACAAGGCGGAGGUCGCCAUGUUGGCAGCCAAGCGGGAAAGAGUGCUGGAGCAGGGCUUACACGCUCUAGGAGCUGUUGCUGUAUCCAUGCGCGCGGUUCUGGAUGACGUGGAGGAGUUGGUGCCUGUGGAUAACGGCUACCUUCCCAGCGUACAGGAGCUCCUGUCGUACGGCCACCGCCUCCGCUACACCACCUUCGCCACCACCGGCCUCUACAGCGGCGAACCCGCACCGCAACAACUCCACUUUGACCACGCGGCCCUCUGGGAACGAGCCCUUGCAGAACGCCACCAACAAAUGGCAGCAGCAGCCGCAGCCACAGCAGGAGCAGCCAACGGCGCCCCAACCGCUUCGCCGGCAGUUGAGGUGGAUCCACGUGCCGAGGCGGCAUGUCGUACACUCCUCAACAAGCUUGUUGAAGCCGGCUGGACGCCGCAGGCGGGCUUUCCGGAGCCUGUCCUUGCCUUCCUGUCGGACAUGCCUGGAGCCCUGGACGUGUUACGUAGACUGGUGGAGGAGAGGUUCUUCGGAGGAGUUGCAGGAGCGGGAACAGGAGCAGCGGCGGAGGCGAGUGGGGCAGCGGCAGCGGCUGCGCCGCCGCCGCCGCGGCCGGCGGCGGCGACGGCGGCUCCCGCCAAUGCUGCGUCUCGGCUGGUGCGUGAGCUCAUGUUGGACGAGGAUACGGACGAGGAGGGCAGCAGCAGUGACUACACGACAUCGGAGGAGGGGUCGGAUUGAGGAG
This is a messenger RNA of Astrephomene gubernaculifera, 1221 nucleotides long. The record is from the annotation of a GenBank genome assembly. Lineage: Eukaryota; Viridiplantae; Chlorophyta; Chlorophyceae; Chlamydomonadales; Astrephomenaceae.